AUGACGUACGCGCAACUAGGUAGUUAAGUAUAGGCAUGCACUUACAAUAUUUGAAUGCACACUGCCUCAAGCCCUUAUAUGCAUACUUACUUAAUUACUUAGUUACAUAACGUCAACGUGUAAUAGAUAAUAUGCUUGUCAUUAAAAAUUAAUUUUGUCAGAGAACGUCUCAAUUUUGCUGUUUCUUACCCUGGUUGCGCAUAUUCCAUAUUUUAACAUCAAUAUUAAAAAAGCAACUUUGACAUCAACUGACACAACAUCGGCAUGCAGCAAUAACGAUGAUGACGACAACAACACCUGCAACAACAACAGCAGCAACAGCAACAGCAACAGAAAAAUCAACAACAACAACAGCAGCAGCAACAGUAAAAUCAACAACGACGACGACACACCAAGAAUAAUAAUAACAACAACGACACCAAUUAUAAUAGCAACAACCGUGAUUAACAGGGAUAACAAUUUAGUAGCAACAACCACAAAAACAUCAACAACAGCAGCAGCAACAAAUUACAACAGCGAAGAGAAUAAUGACAUCAAGAAUAACAACAUGCACCACUAUCAACAAUCAUAA
Paramuricea clavata is the source of this 571-nucleotide messenger RNA. NCBI's taxonomy places the organism in Eukaryota, Metazoa, Cnidaria, Anthozoa, Malacalcyonacea, Plexauridae. The record is from the annotation of a GenBank genome assembly.